Molecule: messenger RNA, 2505 nt
Organism: Gossypium arboreum
Lineage: Eukaryota; Viridiplantae; Streptophyta; Magnoliopsida; Malvales; Malvaceae
Product: disease resistance protein RUN1-like
Exons: 5
Coding region: 1-2505 (834 amino acids)
Biological process (GO): defense response
Molecular function (GO): ADP binding
Source: RefSeq, a predicted model, not a curated record
AUGAAUCGCAAGUUUAGCAGUGCUUCUGCGGAGUUGGUUGGAAUAGAUGAUCAGAAAAAGAAGAUUUUGAGCCUAAUUGAGCAAAAAGACAGUCGUCUAAUAGGACUCUGGGGACAAGGUGGUAUAGGCAAAACUACCCUCUCUGAUGUUAUAUUCAAUGAAAUCUGUCAUGAGUUUGAAGGUAAAUGCUUUCUUCUAAAUGUUAGAGAGAAAUUUAAAACACAGAGGAUGGAAUCAUUACGAAAGGACCUUUUUUCCAAACUCUUAAACCAAGAAAUUCAUGUAAACACCCCCUCAAUUGGGUCAACUUUAAUCCAAGAGAGGCUAAGCAAUAAAAGAGUACUUGUUGUCCUUGACGAUGUUAAUGACUCAGACCAAAUAGAUUGUUUUGGUGUUAGACAGUUUGGUGAUGGAAGUAAAAUCAUUGUAACAUCAAGAGAUAGACAAGUACUUAAAAAUAUAGGUGUUGAAAAAAUACAUGAGGUAAAGAAGUUAGAUAAAAAUGACUCUCUUCAACUGUUUUCUACAUUUGCAUUUAAACAAUUGAAUCCUACUGCUGAUUUUCGAGAUCUGUCGAACAAGUUUGUAGACUAUGCCCAAGGAAGUCCGCUUGCGCUUAGAGUUUUGGGUUCUAAACUAUAUAAAAAGUCUAUAAAAGAGUGGGAAAGUGAGGUGGAUAAACUAAAGGAAUAUGGCCAACCAAAAAUUUCACAGAUUUUGAGGAGUAGUUUUGAUGACUUGGAUGAACUAGAGAAGAAUAUAUUCCUUGAUGUUACAAUCUUCUUUAAAGGAUCAUUCAGAGAAGAUGUAGAAAAAAUUUUAAGUUGUUGUUAUAAGGGUGUUGUGUGUGGUAGCAACUUGAUCGACAAGAGUCUGUUUGAUAGCAGACCAUCAAUAAUUAAUAUGCAUGAUAUGCUUGAAGAGAUGGGCAAGGACAUUAUUCGUGAAGAGUCUAUAGACCCUGGAAAGCGUAGUAGAUUAUGGAUUACUAAAGACGUGUAUCAAGUGCUCAGAUAUAAUAAAGGGAAUAAUUUAAUACAAGGAAUAAAGUUAGAUAUGUCUCAAAUUGAUACUAUGAAGUUACAUCAUUCUAUUUUUGAGGGCAUGAUUAAUCUUAGAAUUAUAUUCUUCUACAUUCCUGGGUGGGUUUGGUAUAAGCGUUCGGCAAAGAAGCUUCUUGCAGACCAAGUUGAUAGUCUAUCUCUUCCGGAUGAGCUAAGGUAUCUUUAUUGGGGUUUUUAUCCUUUCAAAUCUUUAUCAGGUUUAAAUCCAAAGAAUCUUGUUAUGUUGGAUUUAUCACAUGGCAAUGUGGAACAUCUUUGGAAUGAUAAUGAUGAUCAAGUACUCGUCAAUCUAAGGGAAAUUAACGUCUUUGGUUGCAAGAAUUUAAGGAAGAUCCCUAGUCUAUUAGGAGCCAUCAAUCUUGAAAUCCUUGACUGUAGUGGGUGUGAAAAUAAAACUGAAAUAGAAGAAGUGCCUGAAUCAAUUGAGCAUCUCAUCAGACUUAGAGAGUUGUUGUUGUGGAACUCAAAGGUAAAAAAAGUAUCAAGAAAUAUUUCAAAGUUGGAAUCUCUUCGUAGGAUGGCUGUUAGUAAUUGCCCAUUGGUUGAAUUCCCAGAAAUUCCAGGAUGCUUAAGAGAAUUAAAUUUAUCUGGGACUCAAAUUAAAGAAGCAUCCUUGUCUUUAGACUCUCUUAGUAAUCUUCGAGACUUAAAGAUGAGCGGCUCAAGCAUUCAAAAGCUAGAGUGCAAUAUGUUCGGUUCGAAAGAGAUUCCAGCGUCACCAAGCUUUAUGUUUACAAGCUUUCGUACUUUGGCAGUGGACCGUUGCAGGAGUCUUAAAUUACUCUCAGAGCUUCCACCAUAUAUUCGAUACUUGGAAUCACAUGGCUGCACAUCAUUAGAAAAACUUGAAUCAAGAAUCGAUAACAUUGAGGCAAAUGCCAUGCUCAAAUUUGAAUCCCAAUUAAAGAAACAGAGCUGGACAUGGGAGUACAAUAUAUUAUUUUGUUGUUUCCCGGGGAACACAAUUUCAGAAAAUAAGUUCGAGCAUCAGAGCAAGAGUUCUUCAUUAGUUUUGAAGAUAGCGCCAAAUAGGUGUUGUGGGAGCAGAUUCUUGGUUUUCUCCAUCUGCCUUGUGGCUGAUCUCACGCCCUGCCACCACCAUGAAUCUCUUAACUUUAUUUGUAAAUACCAACUGACAGUUGCCGCCGGUGGUGGUUGUGAACAGUUCAAAAGUCGGUGGGAUUCCGGUAUAGAUGAUGUGACAAAGUGGAAGUUUAUGGGUGAUCAUGUUUUUAUCCUAUUUAGUAAGGAUAUGGUUACAAAAGACAAGGAUUAUGAGGAGGCUUCAUUUGAUUUCUACAUUGAAAAUCCCAAUUUCAAUGUAGAAGGAGAAGAAAUUGAAGACGAAUAUAUAAAGGUGGAGAAAUGUGGUGUACAUGUAUCUUAUGUGGAUGAAGAACCCAGCACCACCCCACAACAUGAAAGUCCAAGGCACACUUAA